Messenger RNA from Venustampulla echinocandica, 4545 nucleotides. RefSeq lists its product as uncharacterized. The transcript has 5 exons. Lineage: Eukaryota; Fungi; Ascomycota; Leotiomycetes; Helotiales; Pleuroascaceae. The record is from RefSeq and is a predicted model, not a curated record. Bases 1 to 4545 code for a protein of 1514 amino acids. Gene Ontology annotation, molecular function: ATP binding; nucleic acid binding.
AUGGACCGAGGAAUCAACCCUGAUCUUCAGCGAUUUCUCGACAGCGCCCAAGGUCUUCAGGGCCAAGAUCAGCGUGGCAUGGCCUUCAGUUUUCAAGCUCCUGAACCUCAAUCUGCUGGUUGGCGGUUUGGGCCUGCACCUCGACACCCAGCCCCUGGGCAAUCUAGUUUCAAUGGGCCUGUAGUUGGAAGCCGAUUCAACCCUCCUCAUCAACCGGUGCCGCCACAAAGCACACACACAGAAAGGAUUUCUCUCGGGCCUCGAAAUUUAUCCAGCCGGUUAGACACAGAAUCCAGGACUAUUAACAACCAUAAUGACCAUUUCAAAUUCACACAGAACCUUCGUCAGGACAUGCCUUUUGGUCAGGGGCCACUACUACGACCAUCAAACGCCCCGCCGGUCGAUAGACUUGAUCAGCUAGUUGGCUCAAUGUUGAUGCAGAGCCAAAUUGCACGCUCGGACUAUGAACCAGAGCCGAUAACCUUUUCUCGCCAAUCCCAAGCAUACACAUCAAAUCCAUUACAGCCCCAGAAGCAACAGGUUACACCACCCUUCAACUUGAGUGAUUUUGCGUACAGCCCCGAAGCUCAACAGCCUUCGACAAGUUCGUCUCCGUUCGGUCAAUACUCCAGCCCUACUACUAGAGUGAGUUUGCGUAGAACUGCAAACCGUGCCGCUACUGUAGCACGACCCCCAGUCGUGCAGAAUAGCUUGGACGAACAGCUUGCCGAGCCUAGGACCCCUCAAAAUCAGACUACUGCCCCAGUUAAGCGCACACCCCAUACCUCCCUUCUCGAACAUGCACCACCUAUGGCUCAUGGAAUUCAGCUCAUUUCUCCACAUGAACUUCCCGAUCGGUUUCGUCAAAUUUUCCCUUACGAGCUAUUCAAUGCUGUGCAAUCAAAAUGUUUUGCACAUAUCUAUAAAACCAACGAUAAUGUGGUCGUCGCAGCUCCAACUGGCAGCGGUAAGACUGCCCUUCUUGAACUCGCCAUAUGUAGAGCCGUUGAAGGAAACAGCUCCGGGCAAUUCAAGAUUGUCUAUCAAGCCCCUACAAAAUCCCUCUGUUCCGAGCGCUUUAGGGACUGGAACAAAAAGUUCAGUCAUUUGAACCUCCCGUGUGCUGAGUUAACCGGAGAUACAAGUCAAGCAGAGAUGGCCAGAGUUCGGGCUGCCUCUAUAAUUGUGACCACGCCAGAGAAGUGGGAUAGUAUCACCCGAAAGUGGGCAGAUCAUCACAAAUUGGUCCAGAUGGUAAAAUUGUUUCUCAUCGAUGAGGUUCAUAUUCUGAAGGAGGUUCGGGGUGCAACGUUGGAGGCCGUUGUUUCCCGCAUGAAGUCCAUAGGAGCUAAUGUACGCUUCGUUGCACUGAGUGCCACAAUCCCGAACUCGGAGGACAUUGCGGUAUGGCUUGGAAGGGACCAUACAAAUCAACAACUUCCAGCUCAUCGGCAAACAUUUGGGGAAAACUUCCGCCCAGUCAAGCUUCAAAAGCACGUCUAUGGAUUUGAGAGUAAUAUGAACGAUUUUGCUUUUGAAAAGCACCUAGAUGGAAAGCUACCAAGUCUGAUUGAGAAGCAUACACAAAAGAAACCAAUCAUGGUAUUUUGCUUCACCAGAAAAUCCUGCGAGACGACUGCUACCAUGUUAGCCGACUGGUGGACUAGGAAAACAGCUACGGACCGUGCAUGGCCUGCUCCCAGGCAACAGAUUGUGGUGGGUAGCAAGGAAUUGCAAGAUCUUAUUGCAUGCGGAGUAGCCUUCCAUCAUGCUGGUCUUGCGCCCCAUGAUCGCCAGGCCGUUGAAAGUGGUUUCCUGAAAGGGGACAUUAGCCUUAUUUGUUGCACCUCGACCCUGGCCGUGGGGGUCAAUCUUCCCUGUCACCUCGUAGUUUUGAAAGGCACUAUCGGGUAUCAGACCGGCCUUGCUACUGAGUAUUGCGAUCUAGAGGUCAUGCAGAUGCUUGGACGAGCUGGGAGACCUCAAUUCGAAGAUAGUGCGGUUGCGGUCAUUAUGACAAAAUCAGAAAACAAGCAGCGAUAUGAGUUAAUGAUAUCUGGCCAGGACAUUCUUGAAAGCAGUCUUCAUCUCCACCUCAUCGAGCACUUGAACUCCGAAAUCAGUCUCCGAACAGUUAAUAGUCUCGAAACGGCAAAAUUCUGGCUCGAAGGCACGUUUCUUGCAGUUCGCAUGAGACAAAACCCAGGCUAUUAUAAGAUCGACGGUAUACUUCCUAGUGGGGAUAUUGAUCAACGGCUUAAGCUAGUGUGUGAGAGGGAUAUUAAACUUCUCCAGGAACACGAUCUUGUCACUUGUGAGCACCAAAUCAAGUGUACGGAGUAUGGAGAGGCCAUGUCUCGUUACAUGGUACAGUUUGUCACCAUGAAACUGCUUUUGAGUAUACCCAAGCAUGCAAACACUGAGCAGAUACUUAGCAUUAUGUGCCAGGCGGCUGAAUUCAAGGACGUUCGGAUGAAACCGAAUCAGAGAGCAUGCCUCCGAGAAUUCAACAAGUCUCCAUUUCUCAAAUAUCCUAUCAAAGAAAAUAUUUCUACCACAGCUCAUAAGAUAUCCUUGCUGGUUCAGGUCCAGCUCGGUGGCGUGGAGCACCCUAAUGAGAAGGGGUUCGCUGUCCUGAAGAGGCAGUUCACGACCGAGAAGAAUAUAAUAUUUGAUAGAAUCCAACGCCUUAUUCGGUGUGUAAUUGAUUGCAAGGCUGUGGAUUGUGAUGCAAUAUCGACGCGCCAUGCUCUUGGGCUCGCCAGAAGUCUCGCCGCAGGAUUCUGGGAGAAUUCCAACCUCCAACUUCGACAAAUUCCACAGUUUGGUCCUGUUACGGUCAAAAAAUUGAUCAGCAACAACAUCAACAGUAUUGAGAAGCUUGCAAGCCUAGAUACUGCAAGUAUCGAACGGAUCCUAAGCAAAAAUCCACCUUUUGGCAAGAAUACGCUCCAGUUGCUAGUGGGAUUUCCUCGCCUGUCUCUGACCUCGGAAGUUACUGGGAGAACAGCUACCAAGUCGGGGGGCAAGCCAAGUGUCAAUGUCAAGAUUCAGCUCCGUUAUGCUAAUGCCAAAGUCCCGGUAUGGGAUGGAAAAAAACCUUCGUUGACCUUUACCGCUGAGACCUCCGAUGGCGUCCUGGCGCACUUUUGGCGGGGCCGCAUGCAGCAGCUGGAGGAAUGCUGUGAGCUUAAAUUUACUGUGGAGUUAUCUGGUCCCGAUAUUGAGAUCAAAUGCUAUAUUGCUUGUGACAGUAUCGUGGGAACUGUUCAGUCAAGUAUGCUCGAGCCUAAUAUUCCACCAUCGGAAUUUCCGGUGCAAACACGUGCCGAAGAGUCCCACACGCAAAGAAAGAACUCUAGGAGGAGCUCAUAUGGUAAGGGAUCUAGCAAGGGAGAUGAAUUUGGUGGGGAUGAUAUUGAUGACGACGAGAUGCUUGCGGCUGUGACAAGUAUUGAGAAAGUUGCGAUGGACGACUUUGACGGAUUUGUAGAUAUCGAUGAUGAUUCUGACGUUAGUCCUCGCCCCUCAGAUCCAACGAAGUCGACAACCCUGCAGGUAUUUAAAUCAGUUCAGAUGCCAAAUGGUAAAUGGACUUGCAAGCACGCAUGCCAUGCGGCGAACCUACUCAAAAAUGGCAAACCAUGCAGGCAUAGAUGUUGUCACGAGGGCAUUGAUAAGCCCCCAAGGGCGAAAACCAAGGACUCCAAAGCAUCCGGGUCUAAUUCUAAAGGAAUCAAAGAAAGAUCCAAUCCUUCUAAACUUAGACUCAAGAAGGCCGGCUUCCAAGACCUAGACUUGGACGAUAUGGAAGUUAUAGAUCUAUCAAGUGAGGUCUCCCCUACACCAAGUCCGGAAUUGGCUCCUAGAGAGUACCGCAGAUUGCACAAACCGCAUACAGGGAUUCAGGAAGAUGAAGCUCUCCGGCUACCAAAGCAGAAACCUCAGUUUCAAUAUGCAAGCAGCCAGUCGGCACAACUUCCGCCUGUAUCUCGGACCGAGAACAGAGAUGAUUCCUUGGAAUCCAUCAGCAUCUCAGACGACAGCUUCCCCUCUCCUUCUGCUCUUCUCCGGGGCGGAAGUAAGAGCCCUGAUCCCUUUGAGAUGGGGGAUUUGUAUAAUCAAAAUGAUCACCCCUCAUCCUCCUUCCAAGAUGGGUCGUUGGAAAGUCUCGAAGCUGGCAUGAUUGGGCUUAGUGAUUCAAUGAUGCUUCGAGGCCCCACUCCAACGCUUACUUCUAGUUUCGCCGAUAGGGCGUUCGAUUUUAAGGCUUUCGAGGUAGAUGACGAUGGGCAGAAGGAACAAUCAAGUUCUGAACCGAAUGAGCUACUGACGCAGCAUGAAUGUUUGGGCGUCUCGGACAAUUUGAUUUUGAAGAGGCAGCACUCACCAACUCCAGACUUGGAAAUUGUGAAGCACCGCCGAGUCAGGAGGGAUGAGAGAGCUCAGCACACACCCCAGGGAUCCUCUAUCCCAGCAUGGGUAGAUGAGUUCGAUGCUGAUCUUAUCGACGGACUUAAAGAUUUCGUGGAUUUUGUAGACUAG